AUGAUCGAUUGCUUUACGCGCUGGCCCGAAGUCGUCUGUCUCCCCGACAUCACAGCCGCCACCGUCGCCGUCUCCCUCGUACAAGCCUGGGUCGCCCGCUUUGGCGUGCCGUCACUCGUCACAACGGACCGCGGACGGCAAUUUGAGUCCGCCCUUUUCACUCAACUGACAAACUUGCUCGGCACAUCCCGUACAAGAACAACGGCUUACCAUCCUGCAGCCAAUGGGAUGGUUCAACGCUUACACCGCCGGGUUAAAACAGCCAUCAUGUCUGUAUCCCCCGCUUCCUGGACCGAUGCCCUCCCCCUCACCCUGCUGUCCCUUAGGGCCACCGUCAAAGAGGACCUGCAAUGCUCACCCGCCCAGAUGGUUUACGGGACUACUUUACGCCUGCCUGGCGAAUUCUUUGCGCAUCCCUCGUCAAUCGUCCAUACCGACCCGACAACCUACCCUGAACGCCUGCGCACGGUCAUGCAAGCCCUACCAGCCGUCCGACCCCGCUCACCUUCGCAGCUCUUCACCUAUCGCCACCCUCUUCUUGAAACGGCCUCUCACGUCUUCAUUCGCCAUGACGUGCCCCGAAAGCCUUUGCAGCCCACAUAUGACGGUCCCUACUAG
Messenger RNA from Ornithodoros turicata, 618 nucleotides. RefSeq lists its product as uncharacterized. Gene Ontology annotation, biological process: DNA integration. Bases 1 to 618 code for a protein of 205 amino acids. NCBI's taxonomy places the organism in Eukaryota, Metazoa, Arthropoda, Arachnida, Ixodida, Argasidae. Gene Ontology annotation, molecular function: nucleic acid binding. The record is from RefSeq and is a predicted model, not a curated record. The transcript has a single exon.